Messenger RNA from Nilaparvata lugens (brown planthopper), 2673 nucleotides. RefSeq lists its product as uncharacterized. The coding region runs from base 350 to 2245 and encodes 631 amino acids. The transcript has 4 exons. NCBI's taxonomy places the organism in Eukaryota, Metazoa, Arthropoda, Insecta, Hemiptera, Delphacidae. The record is from RefSeq and is a predicted model, not a curated record. Gene Ontology annotation, cellular component: nucleus.
AGUCCAUUCCAGUUAGUAUAGAGUUCAGUGGCUUGGAUGAGGUGCAUAACCUAAAAGUUAAGAUUUAGAUUCCAAAAAAUAUUUUUUUUUUGUUUUUCAAGUUAUAACUUUAAAAGUUUAGAUUUAGAUUCCAAAUGAUUAUUCUGUUUUUUAAGUGAAUUAGGUACUUUAUUAUUCUUUGUAGGUCACAAUUGAUUAAAAAAAUAUUACACUCAUCAACUUGUUUAUCUGUUGUUUCUGUUUUGUUCAAUCGAAUGAAAUAAUUGAUAAAAACUAUAAAUCCUUUCAGAGCAGUAAUAACCUAAAUCUGCAGUUUAAAACCUCAAAUUUGUAAAUUAUUUUAAUUAAAAUGUUACACUCAAGCAGACUAUUAGUGCUUUGGCGUAGUAGGCAAAUCUGUAUUAAUAGAUUUUCUACAGGAAGGAACAGUUAUGCUCGUUUUCGUAAGAGAGAUACAAAUUCUUUUGAAAGAUCAGAAGAACCGAAAAAUAGUAGAAGUAGAAUAAACACAAGCGAACCAGGAAUUGGAGCUCGUUUAAAAAUUAUCAAGGGAGAUCAGCCAAAUAUUGAAGAAUUAGAGGAAGAUGAUAUUGAAGGUAUGGAACAGGAUUUUAUGAAUUCCAGAGGCAUGUUCAAAGAUCAUGAAAGAGAAAUGCAAGCAAGAAACUUCAGAGUAGGACUGAAAAUAACGGAGAGAAAGCACUUUAAGCAGCCAGUGGAACCAAAUCUAUUAUCUUGGUCUGAAAAGGAGCAGAUUAGGAACCUCCAUUCUGAAGAUCGACUGAUUUGGACUACUGAAAAAUUGGCAGACGGUUUUCCAGCUACUGAGGAUAUUAUACAGAAAGUUUUGCAUUCGUCUUGGAAGCCGUCCGAUGUUGCGAAAGUUCGUAAACAUGACGAAAAAGUGGCCGAAAAUUGGAAAAAAUUCUAUGCUGGUGAGCUGACCAUCCACAAUCAAAAUCUGAGAAAGCAUUUGGUGAAAUUCAACCGACGGAAUUUUCUGCCCAAUAAGACUACCGAUUAUUCAUCCUAUGCAGUAAGAUCUCUACCCGAGCCGAAAACGUCAGAAUUCUCCAACAUCAUAGAAAGUUACAAACGCUUGAAACUCAUAUCAGAAGGUGAUCAUUCUCCACAAGUUCAAAGUAUCGAAAACCCAGUAACAAGAGAUAAAGUAGUGGAGAAAGUAAAAUCAAACGAGAACACGUACUUGGAAAGAAAAAUUCGAGGCGGACUCUACACCCUUGAUUUGCUAAAGAAGGACGUGGCAAAGAGUAUGCCGUUAAACAAGGAAGGAAGCGAAACCGAUAGAAGGCUGAUAAAGAGUUAUGUGAAAGAAGAGAAUAAGAGACAAUCGUUUGAUGAAAUGACGGAAGUGUAUAAGAAUCAUGCAUUGAAUACGGAUAAGAGGAGAAUACCUUCUAAUAAGGAGGAAGUGAUGGAUAGAAGCAGAAUAAAAGGGGUAGGAAAAAAAGAAGAAGGUUUAAAGGAGAAUUGGAGAAAAAUUGGAGAGGACGAAGAGAAAGCUAACAGGUGUGAGAGGAGACAGAAAUUUGAGGAAAGUGAAAAUUUUGGUAGCAGGAAUCUAAUAGAGUUAAGAGGUAUGGAAGAUAGUUUCCGUGUUGGAGAAGGUGAUGAGAAAAUUAUUAAAUUCAAACUAAAUGAUUCUAAUUUUGAAAAUAGGAGUAAAAAACCUCGAAGAUCAGCUGAUUCGGGAGUUGAAAAUCGAAGGGAGAGUGGUUUUAAUAACGAAGCAGCUGAUGUGGAAAAUGAAACUCGAAUUUGGAGUGGAAAAACCUAUAGAUCAGCUGAUUUGGGGGUCGUACAUCAAAAUACGAGUACUUUGAAUAACGAAUCAGCUGCGCUGGAAAAUGAAUCUCAAAUUUGGAGCGGGAAAACUCAUGGAUCAGCAUAUUCAGGGGUUGUAUAUCGAAAUGAGGGUGAAAAAAGUAGGUCGACGGGUAAAACAGGUGAUCUAGAAGUUGUAAAUAUUGGUGAUAAUGAAGGCCAGGUUAGGUCGAACGUUUAUGAAAGUCAAUUCGAUGGAAACUCGAAAAGUCUGCCAGCUAAGUACAGUAAGGAAGGUAAUAUUAUUUGGGAAAUGGAAAAGAAACAUGCAGUAGAUGAUAUAGCUUAUAGAAUACGUAUACCUAAAGAUAAGAUCAAGAAAGGUUAUUUGUAUAAGGUCAACGAUUGCUUUUACACUCAUGAAGGUGAAUUUCUGUAUAGAGUACCGGGUAUGACGUGAUCAAGUGUCAAUGUAGUAAAGUAAUCUUGUUUUUGUAAAUAAGUCGUUCAUUUAUCAUCAGGGUGUCCACGCGGCGGGAAAACCGGAAAAUCCGGGAAUUGUACGUGAAUUUCAUUUGUGCGGGAAAUGUACGGGAAUUGUACGGGAAUUUUUGUCGAGAUACGGGAAUUUUUUUAUUCUUCCGUCAACUAGCUAAUUGUAUGCUAAUUAAGGACAGAGUUGAAAUUUAGCCAGUGGAUGAGUGGUGUAUUAGUGAUGAAUAAUGCAGGUUGGUGUAUUAAUGUGGCGUUUUCAAUUAAGCAACAUAUUGGAUAAACUGUUUUCAUCUGCUUACAGUAAUGUUUUUGUUUUUAAUUAUGUAACCGCAAUGCGAAAACGCAUUCUUUGAUGUGUUUAUAUUUGCAUCAAUAAAUUGUAAAUCUCUAUGA